Messenger RNA from Leptosia nina, 1284 nucleotides. NCBI's taxonomy places the organism in Eukaryota, Metazoa, Arthropoda, Insecta, Lepidoptera, Pieridae. The record is from the annotation of a GenBank genome assembly.
AUGAACGCUAUUAUUGGUUUAUGUCACUUUUGCGAGGCUCAUGGACCAAGACCACUUUUUUGUACAUUCACAACCGAUGAUGAUAGUCGCACUACGGAAUCCUCCAAAUGUCCUGUUGAAUGUAGCGGUUGCACUUCCCUUGGCCCAGAUACAGUUUUGGUAUCGAGAGAUCAUAAUGGUUUGAUAUAUUGCAGUCGAGAAUCUGUUCCCAAUGACGAUGUAACUGCAUUUCUGCGACAGGCUGCUUUGAGAAGUAUAACUUGUGAAGUAAGCUGGAGUAAAGAUGGUGGCAUUGUGUACUUCAGUGACACACAAGGUCAUGUCUUAAGCUAUAUGUUUCACUUGAAAGAUACAAGAGCUAGAGGUUUAAAGAGAUUGUUUUCUAUAGUAGUACUAAUGAAAGAUAAAAUGUAUCUCCUUAAUAUAACUCCAGUUUUAUCUGAGCACAUGAAGAAAAUAGCAAAGGAGCUUCAACAACUUGCCGAGUCUGUUUACAAUAAUGAACAAAGUAUAUGUUCUCAAAGAGCAUUGAGAUUAAAAACAGGGAAACAUGAUUUUGGCCAAUCGCGGUCAUUAAUGCAAUUAACAGACGAAAAAGACAUUUUCAAAAGGCUGCACACUCACUUUACUUGGAUGUUAAAAACGGGAGCUCUCAUAUAUUCAGAAAACUUAUACACUAGCCAGGAUUUGCUUAACAAAUUACAACCGUUAAGUACAAAAGGCACCAUUUUUGAAGAUCCUUGCCUGUUGGAACCUAUUAAUGAAAGGAUUUCUCUAAGAGAAGUAGAGAAAGAGUUGUCUAAAGAUGUUUUUAGAAUUAUAAUUUAUUGCAUAUUAACAGGCAUUAAGAUUGUGAUUAUACCUAAUCAAACUGAUUGUGAAAGGAUUAAAAAUGCAUUCACAAUCCUUCUUCCAAAAUCAAAUAAAUGUUUGAAUAUUGAAAUUUGUUCAAGUCAUAAUGUUACACAGUCUGCUAAUGUGUGUAUUUUGGAAAAAUAUGAGAACAAAUUCUAUUGCAAAAUGAAUAAUGUCCCAUUGAAGUAUCCCACACUAGUGAAUAAAAUAAUAAAAGCUAUGGAUAAUGAAAAGUUCACCGAUGCAGUCUUGGCUCAGCAUAUGAAAUCCUUGCAAUUGGAGUGGUUGGGUAUAGCAAAAACACUGAAAGCAUCAGUUCAAGCUUCAGGAGAAAAAUCAGAUAGUGUAAAUAACUUAAAGAGAGUAUUAGGAGUAUCCCAAACUGAUGAAAUUCUUGUAAAGCAUUGGAUGGACAACUAUUGUGAUUGA